CACCUUCUGCAUUCCGCCCAGCUUCUUGCCUCGCAGCACAAAACCAACAUCACCCUUAAAAUCAACAACAGAGACACAAAUAUUCCCACACUCUACCGCACGAAUCCAUCGCCAUGUCGACCGGCAUUCCCAACCUCAGCAACCUCAAGCCUUCGCACUCAUCCUCGUCCUCAUCCUCGUCUGCGAGCGCACAGAAGUCGCCGUCCUCCAUGAAGGGCCGCGCAAAGUAUGCAAAAGGCGUGAUCGACCUGAUGCAUGUGCUCCCGGCGGCACUGCAGGAGGUGAUUGGCAGGAAGAGCGCAGGCGCGGUUAACAAGGCCAACGGUGUGGCCGAGAUGCAGGCCACGAAGGAGCCGGGCGAUCGUGGGAUGGAAAGAAGGUGA
Messenger RNA from Tricharina praecox, 383 nucleotides. RefSeq lists its product as uncharacterized. The annotation marks the transcript as partial. The transcript is spliced from 2 exons. NCBI's taxonomy places the organism in Eukaryota, Fungi, Ascomycota, Pezizomycetes, Pezizales, Pyronemataceae. The record is from RefSeq and is a predicted model, not a curated record.